Messenger RNA from Exophiala oligosperma, 1429 nucleotides. RefSeq lists its product as uncharacterized. The record is from RefSeq and is a predicted model, not a curated record. The transcript is spliced from 3 exons. Bases 239 to 1231 code for a protein of 330 amino acids. Gene Ontology annotation, molecular function: nitronate monooxygenase activity. Lineage: Eukaryota; Fungi; Ascomycota; Eurotiomycetes; Chaetothyriales; Herpotrichiellaceae.
GAAACACCUCGGGUCAAUCUGUAAUGCAAUACCUCCGUGUGACUUUUGGUUAUUAUAUUGUCAUUUCUAGGAGCCGACCGUACAUGGCAUCUUUGUGAUCUUUUCCUUUAUAUCCACUGUCACUGCCGCCGUCGUUCGAUUUUACUCAGUUCCGCUAGACUUUUGCGCCGUGCCAGUUCGCUAGAAGUGUUACAGAGAGAGAGAGACCCGACCGUGUCAACCCUGCGCAGGCACAACCAUGCCCUUCAACACUGAACUCACCCGCCGCCUCGGCAUCAAAGUGCCGGUCGUGCAAGGUGGUAUGCAAUGGGUCGGAUACGCCGAGAUGGCCGCUGCGGUGUCCAACGCAGGCGGACUGGGAAUUCUCACCGCCCUCACCCAACCCACCCCCGAAGACCUACGCAAGGAGAUCCGACGAUGCAGAGCCAUGACCAAGAACCCUUUUGGCGUCAACAUCACCCUCCUCCCGACCAUGAACGCCCCUCCCUACGGUGAAUACGCGCAGGUCUGCAUAGACGAAGGGAUCAAGGUGGUGGAAACCGCGGGAAACUCCCCCGGGCCCGUCAUCAAACUCCUCAAGUCCGCGGGGAUCAUCAUCCUCCACAAGUGCACCACGAUCCGCCACGCCCAGUCGGCCGUCAAGUUGGGUGUCGACUUCCUGUCCAUCGACGGUUUCGAGUGCGCCGGCCACGUGGGCGAGUCGGACAUCACCAACUUCAUCCUCCUCUCGAGGGCCCGCCAGACCCUCAAGGUCCCCUUUAUCGCGUCCGGUGGCUUCGCCGACGGCCAAGGGUUGGCGGCCGCGCUCGCCCUCGGCGCCGAGGGCAUCAACAUGGGGACGCGGUUCAUGUGCACCGCCGAGGCUCCGAUCCACAACAACAUCAAGCAGGCCAUCGUCGACGCUUCGGAGCACGACACCGAGCUCGUCCUGCGCCGCUGGACAAACACCUCCCGCCUGUUCAAGAACAAGGUCGCCUCCGAGGCCGUGAGGAUCGAAAAGACCAGCCCCACGGGCAAGUUCGAGGAGGUCGCCCCUUUCGUGUCGGGCAAGAGGGGCCGCGAGGUCUUCAUCAACGGCGACAAGGACUUUGGCGUCUGGACCGCCGGCCAGGUCAUCGGCUUGAUCCACGACAUCCCCACCUGCGAGCAGCUGCUGAGGAGGAUCGAGAACGAGGCCAUCGAGGCCGCCGAGAGGAUCCAAAAGACAUAUCAGCCUCAGAGUAAGCUUUGAAAGAAGUCAUCGACAAAUGGAUAGGAGAAUACAGCAUAAAUAGAGUUGGAGAGUAGAUGUAUCCUCUUUUUGACCUUGUCUUUUGGCCUAGAUGUACCGAGUAGCUCAAGAAAGAUCAAAGAAACACUGUUUAAAAUUCUCGAUGAAACUGAAAUUGUAAACACAAUUGAAGAAUCUUGCAACGAGAGGGCGGUUCCA